AUGUCUCUCCCUCUGCUUCUGUUCUUCAUUCAGUUCUGGAGUCCGUCUCUCCAGCAGUUUCCUCGGCCGUGCACCACACCGGACGUCCUGCAGAGCAAGCGCUGCUGUCCGGUCUGGCCGGGCGACGGUUCGGUGUGCGGCUCCCUGUCGGGUCGAGGCUUCUGCCAGGACGUCACGGUCUCCGAUCUUCCCGACGGGCCGCAGUACCCACAUUCAGGCCUGGACGACCGCGAGCGCUGGCCUCUGGUGUUCUACAACCAAACCUGCCAGUGCGCCGGAAACUACAUGGGCUUCGACUGCGGCGAGUGCAAGUUCGGUUACUUCGGCGCCAACUGCGGGGAACGACGGGAAUCUGUGCGCAGAAACAUCUUCCAAUUAUCCGUGUCUGAAAGGCAGAGGUUCAUCUCGUACCUCAAUCUCGCCAAAACUUCCAUCAGCCCCGAUUAUGUGAUCGCGACGGGCACGUAUGCGCAGAUGAACAACGGCUCGACGCCCAUGUUCGCCGACAUCAGCGUGUACGAUCUGUUCGUCUGGAUGCACUAUUACGUGUCCCGUGACGCGCUGCUCGGGGGUCCCGGGAACGUGUGGGCCGACAUUGACUUUGCGCACGAAUCGGCCGCGUUUCUGCCCUGGCAUCGCGUUUACCUGCUGUUCUGGGAGCACGAGAUCCGGAAGCUGACCGGGGACUUUAACUUCACCAUCCCGUACUGGGACUGGCGCGACGCGCAGGACUGUCAGGUGUGCACGGAUGAGCUGAUGGGGGCGCGCAGUCCUCUCAACCCCAACCUGAUCAGCCCGUCCUCAGUGUUCUCCUCCUGGAGGGUGAUCUGUUCACAACCUGAAGACUACAACCAGCGUGAGGUUUUGUGUGACGGGUCUCCAGAGGGACCGUUACUGCGUAAUCCAGGAGACCACGAGCAAAAGCGUGUCCCGCGGCUGCCCACCUCCGCAGACGUGGAGUCAGUGCUGAGCCUAACAGACUACGGGACGGGCCUGAUGGACAGACGCGCCAACAUGAGCUUCAGGAACGCUCUGGAAGGAUUUGCGAGUCCUGAGUCGGGGCUGGCAGUAACGGGUCAGAGCUUGAUGCACAACUCCUUACACGUCUUCAUGAACGGAUCCAUGUCUUCAGUGCAGGGAUCCGCCAACGACCCCAUCUUCCUUCUACAUCAUGCCUUUAUCGACAGCAUCUUUGAGCAAUGGCUGAGGAGACACCAGCCCCCCCGCACACACUACCCCACCGCCAAUGCCCCGAUCGGACACAACGACGGCUAUUACAUGGUCCCGUUCAUCCCUCUCUACAGAAACGGAGAUUAUUUCCUCUCGACUAAAGCUCUGGGUUAUGAAUAUGCAUAUUUACAGGACCCAAGUCAGCGGUUUGUGCAGGAGUUUCUGACACCGUAUCUAGAGCAAGCUCGGGAGAUCUGGCGCUGGCUGCUGGCCGCGGGGAUCCUCGGGGCGGCCGUGGCGGGAAUUAUUGCAGUUAUUAUCACUGUGGCGUGUCGCAGACGGCCGAAGAGGAGAAAGUCAUAUGGGGAGAGACAGCCGCUUCUGAACAGCAGCGAAGAGGAGGGAUCGACUUCAUAUCAGACUACACUGUGACCCUACAGACGGUCAGCGAGGACGGAUACGCCGUACCGACGGGAAAAAGACACAACAGUCAGUUAACCCAGGUCAUGUGACAAACCUGACAAGGUCUCGCCUCUAAACCGGAGUCAUGC
Sinocyclocheilus rhinocerous is the source of this 1721-nucleotide messenger RNA. It is a transcript of the gene tyr, whose product is annotated as tyrosinase. The transcript is spliced from 5 exons. The record is from RefSeq and is a predicted model, not a curated record. Gene Ontology annotation, molecular function: tyrosinase activity. Bases 1 to 1602 code for a protein of 533 amino acids. Lineage: Eukaryota; Metazoa; Chordata; Actinopteri; Cypriniformes; Cyprinidae. Gene Ontology annotation, biological process: melanin biosynthetic process; pigmentation.